CUUCUCUGCUGAAGGCAUCAAUCAGUUCGUCGUUGCACUUAGUUAUGUACAGAUGCACUACCUGUCGGUGAUUAUUUGCAUACUUUUGCUACCAACCGCUCCCGGUAGGAAGGAUUCCAGUCCUUUCAUCGUGGAAGAAGAGGAUGGUGUGUUGCUUGUUCCGCAACUUAUCCGAAAAUAUGGCUAUCAAAUGGAGGAGCACGAGGUCCGAACGGAGGACGGCUAUCUGCUGUCGGUGUAUCGAAUUCUCGGCCGUGGUGACACCAGGAAGAGCCCCAUUCUGAUGAUGCAUUCCUUGUUCAGUAGCUGCGCGGAUUGGGUGGCGAUUGGACCGAAGAAUGCAUUGGGUUACCUGCUCGCGGAUCGCGGAUACGACAUCUGGCUGGGUAACGCACGUGGAAAUCGUUACGGACGGAAACAUGAGAGCCUCACUGUUGAUAUACCGGGCUUCUGGAAUUUCACCUUCCAUGAAAUUGCCGUUUACGACGUGACGGCAACGAUCGAUUACGUGCUGGAGCAGACAAACGCCGAGAAGCUGCAUUACAUCGGUUUCUCGCAGGGAACGCUGGUGGGAUUCGUGGCACUCAGCAGUCGGCCGGAGUACAACGAGAAGAUAAUCGAGGUGCAGCAACUGUCACCAGCCGUUUACAUCAACCGUAAUCUCAGUGUCAUCAUACGACUGCUGGUGUUCUUCGUUCGGGAAAUUGCUCUAGCGUACAACGCUAUCGGUAAGAAUGAUUUUCUUUCCCAUUUCGAUGGUCAGUAUGAGUUCUUCCGCAAGAUCUGUCCCGCACCUGAUCAAACCAUCUGUCGCGCGGUUGUCUAUGACGUUGCCGGGGCGAAUCCACAGCAGCUGGGAGUGAAAAUCGCACGAAUUUUCCUGGGUCACUUCCCGGCGGGGUCAUCCCUGAAGCAGGUGAUGCACAUCGCACAGCUCAUAAGGGAUGGCAUCUUCCGGCAGUACGAUUACGGGAAUUCGGCGCAGAACAUUGCCGCAUACGGGAGCCCUUCGCCACCACUGUACGAUCUGUCCCGCGUUACGGCCCCGGUUAGGAUCUACUACGGGUACAAUGAUAACGUGGUCAACUAUCGGAACAUACCCCGGCUGGAGCGGGAUUUGCCAAACCUGCUGAGCAGUUAUCCGGUGCCCGAUAAGCUGUUCAGUCACGUGGAUUUCAUACUGGCCAAAAACGUGCGCAAAGUGCUGUACAAAGAGAUUAUCAAGAAUGUGGAACGGGCCGAGCGAGAUUAUACUUUUGAGCCAUGAGCACUAAGCACAGGAUUCGAAUUUUUCAACGAUGUUACAAACGGAGACCAAAUGUUCAAUUAAAAUAUUUCCAAUUUAUACAGACAAAAACGCUGUUUUUCAGUGCCAGAGUUUGAGGCUCAGGUUCAGUGGUAUUCAAGUUCUAAUCCUCAGUACAAUGUUCUCAUAUGUUAUUGUUUUGUUUAGAUUUAAAUUAAUGUAAGUGGUUAAUGGUCAGUAAACGUUUUUUAAAUUUAUAUUUCCAA
This is a messenger RNA of Toxorhynchites rutilus septentrionalis, 1512 nucleotides long. RefSeq names its product lipase 1-like. Gene Ontology annotation, molecular function: hydrolase activity, acting on ester bonds. Gene Ontology annotation, biological process: lipid metabolic process. The coding region runs from base 53 to 1267 and encodes 404 amino acids. NCBI's taxonomy places the organism in Eukaryota, Metazoa, Arthropoda, Insecta, Diptera, Culicidae. The transcript is spliced from 3 exons. The record is from RefSeq and is a predicted model, not a curated record.